GCUCUUUUUCUUCCCUCCCGCCACGACCCUGAGCGACGCGUGGCGAGCGCGAUGAGUCGCGCAAUGCAGAUGAAGUUCACGACGGCGUCGAAGGGAGACUCAUACGACAAGAUGACGCACUGCAACAACUGCCUUAUUGAACCGCCCAAGGGCCGGCCGUUCAUGCGCUGUGCGGCUUGCAAGGAAGCGUCGUUCUGCUCGAAAGAGUGUCAGAAGGAAGCAUGGCCCACGCAUAAGGGCUUUUGCCAGAUGCGAAAGAACACUGUGGCAUCGAUGGCGCAUGUGCCGUCCUCUCCCAACUUUCCGCCAUUUGCGAUCCGCAAGCGGCUGCUCACUGACUUCAUUGAGGUCCACGAAUGCUCGUUCCAGUCAUCCUGGUACUCUGCGAUCCACACUGCGGGCGGCAUGGACAGCUUCCCCUACGAUUCCCGCGGCCUACGUAUCUACCUCAAGUACAACCCGGCCUGCCAAGAGAACCCCGCGAUCGCGUACACGCUUUUGGCGCACGAAUGGUUCGAUGACGCGGCCGACCGCGCGGCGCUGAUGGCCAAGGGAUUUGCGGGGCUAGAGGAGCAGAUGAAGCGUGUGUUCGCGGGGCGCCCCGGGUUCCGCGGGUGGUUCCGGGUGUACUUCCGUAUCGAGGACCACCAGGUGCAGGAGUCGUACCCCCAAGAGCACGCGCUCGACCCCAUGGGCCUCACGCUGGAGCGCAUCAACGCCCAGCGGAAGCACCACCCGCAGUGGUUUGAGCGUGUCCAGAAGGUCGUCGCGGACGGGCUCGUCAAGCGGGCGCUGAACGAAAAUGACGCGGUGAUGCGGAUGGGGAGGAUGCGGCUCAAGAAGGACAAGUGGGUCUGGGAGCCUUUGAGCGAUCGGGAGCUCGAGGCGAGUGGACAACCGAAGGAUUUACUGUUCUGA
Molecule: messenger RNA, 918 nt
Organism: Mycena indigotica
Lineage: Eukaryota; Fungi; Basidiomycota; Agaricomycetes; Agaricales; Mycenaceae
Product: MYND-type domain-containing protein
Exons: 4
Coding region: 52-918 (288 amino acids)
Source: RefSeq, a predicted model, not a curated record